Messenger RNA from Oppia nitens, 3813 nucleotides. RefSeq names its product RRP12-like protein. Bases 1 to 3813 code for a protein of 1270 amino acids. NCBI's taxonomy places the organism in Eukaryota, Metazoa, Arthropoda, Arachnida, Sarcoptiformes, Oppiidae. The record is from RefSeq and is a predicted model, not a curated record. The transcript is spliced from 3 exons.
AUGAGAAUAGCGGGCAAAGCGACGAAAGGUAAGGGUAAGCGAUGGAUGAAAGGCGGGUCCAGUGAUAGCAAUCCGACAACAAACAAGUUUCGGCUUCUGGCCAAAAGUGGAUCACUGACCACAAGUGCACAAACAUCACAAUCAAGACAGUCCUUUCGUCUCGACGAGGAUGUCCUCAAUCAACACAAUUUGCGUCAAUUACAGAAAUUGCGAUUAGAAGUGCCUAAAGAUGAUCGAUCGGCGCCUAAUCCCGAUCAGGCGGUCGAUGAUGAUGACCACGAAUCGGUUGGUGGUCAGACAUUUGUGAGUGUUUGGUCCAACUGUUCAAAUAUUAGUUUCAACAAAUUGUUGUACGGAUUUGACUCUUCGUCAGCCAUUCAUAAGCAGAUGUUAGCCGUGUUGGCAGCCGUUACCGAAACUAUUAAAUCAAACGGAGGACAGGAGUCGGAAACGGAAUAUUUUGCAAUUUUAAUGACAUGUCUGGAGAGCGCCGAUAACGACGAGACACUGACAGCCAUUUUGACGUUGAUUCAGAUGGUUAUCAAACGAUUACCGCAAAGCGUUAUUAAACUCAAGUUUUCCGAGACAUCUAAAGUAUUUGUCGAUUAUUUGGCCAAAUAUGUUAAGGGAGAGAACGGAUUGAUUGUGAGGUCACUUAUUUCCAGUAUAUCCGUACUUCUUGAGCAUCAAGAGUAUGCUGUUUGGGAAUUGAGUUCAACUAAACACAUAUUUGAGAUAAUUUUAUCGCUUACUGUUCACAAUAAGCCGCGGAUCCGAAAAUGUGCCCAAAGAUCGGUCGCCAGAAUUCUCAAAUGUAAUACAAAUCAAUCGAAAUCAUCAUUAUGUCACCCAAUUGCCAAACUUACCGGCGAUUUUUGUGUCAGAAAACUUGAAGAUAAUUCUAGUGAUAAUCUCAAUACAAUGUUAUACGUGUUGACACUGUUGACGGACAUCCUUUCAGUUUUGCCGAACUCUUGUCUUAAGAAAUGUUGUGAAUCUAUAUUAACACAAAUGACUUUUGGAAAUGUUUUGAUUGUUUCGACAGCUUUUAAAGCAUUUUACAUAUUGUUUGUCUCACAACCACAUCAAGAGAUACUAACAGCUGAUCUCAACGCAAAACUAAUAUCAGCUCUCUAUGACUAUCAGCCAAAUAUCAAUGACUCGCAGCCGUUGUGCGCUUGGAUUCAGGCCAUCAAACAAGGAUUUCUUAAUCUGAACCGAAUCGACAAAAAGCUGUCAUAUAAUCAUUUGCCUAAACUUUUUAAUAUAUCAAUAGAUUGUUUACUAUCGGAUUCAAAAGAGGUUCACUUAUGUAUUGCAAGUAAUUUAAAACAAAUUUAUUCCGAUUGUAUUGAAUUGUCUGCUCAAGAGAUAGACAAACAAAUUAUAGAAAGAGUUUAUUUAAGUUUUGAAAAGGCCUUACAAUAUGAAUAUUUUAACGCAUAUAGUCUUAUAUUUGAAUUAAUAUCCCAUUAUUUGAACAAAGAUUUUGCCGGUUUUACCACAAAUAUUAUCAUUAAAAUGGUAGCAAUUCGUGAUAGUUAUGACUGUGCUUAUUCAAGUCAAAUAGACCGCACAAUUGGUCGCGUUUGUCUAGUAUUUGGACCCAAAUAUAUUAUCCAAUUAUGUCCAAUGGAUUUAAAUGAUGACAAUACCGAUAUUUGUCACAAUUGGUUAUUACCGAUUCUAAGAGAUAAUAUUAGAAACACAGAAAUAUCACUGUUUAUCGACUAUUUUUACCCAAUUAUAAUAUCUUUGCAUAAAACUUGCAAAACACUUGAAAUGGAUGGAAAUUUGAUGACAUCGAAGACAUGUUCCAUAUUAUUAUCUCAAAUCUGGUCACUGUUGCCAUCAUUUUUUAAUAAGCCGACAGAUUUUGAAAUAUCAUUCAAAAAAUUUGCUCCAAUUUUAGGCGACAGUCUCUCUAAAAUGCCAGCCAUUAGAUCAUAUAUAUUGUCUGCGUUUAGGAAUUUGUCAAAAAAUUUUGACAACGAAUUGGUUUUAAAAGAAUUGAAUCGAUUCUCGAAGAAUUUCCUACCGAUUCUAUUCAAUAUCUAUACCAACGAACAGAUAUCUAAUGAUGAAAAAAAUCAACGGUUUUCUGUUUAUGAAAUAAUUCAAAUAUUUUUCUCAAUUUCCGAUAACUCUCUGAUAAUUAACUUAUAUUUGAAAUUAAGCGAAAAAUUACAGAACUGUGAAAAUAAUACAUUUUUAAAGCAUUCACUAAUGGAUUUGAUUCGAGCAUUUGUUCCUUAUGUUAGGGAUGAAGACAUUAAACAAAUUUACAAUCAAUUAGUUGUUAUGUAUUUGAAAGACAAUAAACUGAUUACAGAACAGAAAAAAGCAUUUCGUAUUCUUGAAGAGAUUUGUAAAAAUGAAGUCAAUGUUUGCCGUAAUUUUGUUUCAAACAAUUUGAAUGAUUUGUUAAAUGUUUUAAACGAAUCUCUAUCCAAGUGUUUGUCCUCAUCUAAGGCUUUUGUAUUGAAAGCAAUAACACAAUUAAUUGAAUCUAAUAUAAGUAAUGAUACAAUUGAUUGGCAGAAGAUAUUGUUGGAAAUAUUACCGAAAGUGUUAAACUGUUUAACGAUAAACUCAGUAAAAGUCAAAACGGCAUCAUUUGGUUUGAUUAGUUGUAUUGCAAACUCUUGUAAAACACUAAACAAUGGAAAUGUCGACGAAUUUAUUAAAAUAAUGUUAUUAUAUUUGGAUAAAAAUGAUUACUCGUCGACAGUCGUAGUCCAGUGUUUGACCCGACUCUACGAUGAAUUUCGGUCGGAAAUACCGAAACACAUUGAAUGUGAUAUCAUUGAGACUAUAAUCUCAAAACUAGAUUCAGAAAAUCGACAGACAAUACAAGCGGCUAUUGAUUUUGUUAAGUACUUCUUUAAGGUAUCUUCUGCGGACCAAUUGUCGGCUUAUCUUGAAUUGUUGGUCACUAGACUGUCAAAUAUUAAUCGCAAACAUAAAAAUCACUUCAGGAUUAAAGUCAAAGAAAUGUUUAUCCGUUUAGUUCGAAGAUAUGGUUAUGAGAUGAUAUCAAAGAUGAUUCCCGAGGAAUAUAAAAAAGUUAUUAAAAAUAUACGAAAACUUGAAGACAGAAAACGAAAGAUGAGUGUAAAAGCCAGUGAAGAUGGAAGCGAUGAGAAAACUAUUAAGACAUCGAAAAGCAAACGAACAAAUAGAGAGUUUGAAGAUAUAAUCGCUGAUUCAUCUGACGAAGUAUCUGAAGAUGACGACCAAAUGACAACUGUUUCCAGAAAGAGCAAGUCGUGGAUCAAAGAGGAAACUAAUGAUAACGAAAUUGUCGAUUUGUUGAGCAAUAAGUUGAGUCAAAAUAUUAUACAUAAAGAUCCUAAUAUUAAACCUAAAGAGAAAUCACAAGCUUUUGAAAUGACUUCCGACGGAAAGAUUAUCAUUAAAGACUUGGAUAAUCCUAAGAGAGGUGUUAAGAGACAAUUGGGAGAUGAGUGUGAUGUGAAUGAUAAUGAUGAUGACAUCGAUGACAUUAUAUCAAAUAAACAGAGUAUGAAAUCCGUAUCAACCAAAAAGUCCGAAUAUACAGCUGGAGGUAAAGGCAUUCAUCGGCCGAUUGCCAGACAAUUGGGAGAGGAAUAUAAAUCAAACAAAGCAAAGGGAGAUAUGAAGCGUAAAGGAAAGCCCGAUCCCUUUGCUUAUAUACCACUUGAUCGACAGGUGCUUAAUAAGCGAAAGACAGCCAAAAUGAGCGGACAUUUCAAGAAUUUGGUAAACGCCGCUCGAAAGGGGGCUAAAAUAGGUUCAAAUAAAAGGGCAAAGAAAUUACGCAAAAGUUAA